Molecule: messenger RNA, 1635 nt
Organism: Capronia coronata CBS 617.96
Lineage: Eukaryota; Fungi; Ascomycota; Eurotiomycetes; Chaetothyriales; Herpotrichiellaceae
Exons: 4
Coding region: 1-1635 (544 amino acids)
Biological process (GO): transmembrane transport
Cellular component (GO): membrane
Molecular function (GO): transmembrane transporter activity
Source: RefSeq, a predicted model, not a curated record
AUGGAUCUUGAACCCAGAAAGAUUUCCCUCGUGGGAGGACAGGAUAAUGAGAAGGUAUCUGUCGUUGAUGCCAACCGACUGAACAGCGUCGCCACCUUUGCCUCCCUGGACGAAGCCCUGGGUCAACUGGACAUCUCGGUCAAAGACGCCGAUGAAGCGUUUACCUUUCUGAAGGACCACCCCAACGCCGAUGCCGUCCGACAAGAAGCCAUUGCCAUCCUGGCCGACCCGAAAGCGACCAAGCGACUGGUGAGGAAGAUCGAUUGGACCAUUGUGCCAUGCAUGGUCGCCGUCUAUUUCCUGCAAUAUCUUGACAAAACAACCAUCUCCUACGCGGCAGUGAUGGGUCUCCGCAAAGACAUCCAUCUCGUGGGCCAGGACUUUUCCAACUCCGCCAUGAUGUUCUACAUCGGCUUUCUCGCCGCCGAGUUCCCCACGCAAUACCUCGCUCAACGGAUCAGUCGACUGGGGAAAUACCUGGGAGCCAACGUCAUGCUCUGGGGCGUCGUCCUGGCCUGCAUGGCGUCUGUUACGUCGUACGCCGGAUUGAUGAUCUGCAGGACAAUCUUGGGCAUUUUCGAGGCACCAGUCGCCCCGAUCCUCGUCCUGAUCAUUUCCAUGUGGUACAAGAAGGGCGAGCAAGGCCGCCGAGUCAGCUUCUUCUAUGUGUGCAAUUCGGUGACUCAGAUCUUCGGGAGUGGCGUCGCCUACGGGGCGAGCUUCACCCACGGCUCGUUUGCCAGCUGGCGCAUCUUCUUCCUCGUCAUUGGUCUCAUGACCAUCGUGCUGGGCUUUUGUGUCUUCAUGCUGUUGCCUGACUCUCCGGUCAAGGCGCUCAGGUUCACCGAGGCUGAGAAGGUGGCUGCCUUGCUGCGUGUCAAGGAGAAUCAGUCGGGCACACAGAAUGCGAAGUUGAAGAAGUCCCAAGUGCUGGAGUCGAUGCGCGAUGUCAGGGUGUGGUUGGUGUUUUUGUCGGUCGUGUUGACUGCGAUUCCGAAUGGUGGUCUCUCCAACUUCUCUUCGAUCCUCCUCACCACAUUCGGCUAUACCAGCCAACAAGCGCUGAUCCUCAACAUGCCCUCCGGCGCCGUCGGCAUCUUCGUGGUCUUACUGUCGGGCUAUCUCAGCGAUAAAUGGAACGACCGCUCGCUAGUCAUGCUCAUCUGUCUGAUCCCCACGAUCGUCGCGGCCGGCCUGAUGUACGGCCUUGACCCGGACGGCAUCCCCAAGAGCAAAGGAGCACUCUUGUUUGCCUCUUACCUGAGCGGAACGUUCGGCGCCGCUUUCAUGCUUCUGCUGGCAUGGAACGCCAGUAACUUGGCCGGACACUCGAAGAAGGUGACGGCCAACGCUCUGACACUGGUCGGGUUCUGCCUGGGCAAUAUUCUGGGCACGCAGACUUUCCAGGAGAGCGAAGCGCCGGGCUACAAGAGCGGCAAGAUCGCCAUCGUGGCUUGUCUUACCGCGCAGGUUUUUGUCUGCUUUGCCAUGAGGUACUGCAACGAUCGGCUUAACAAGAAGAACCAGAAGACUUUGGAGAACAUGAGUGAAGAGGAUAAGAUGUUGGUUCGGGAGAAGUUGGCGUAUAGUGAUGAGACGGAUUUGAGGAACCCGUUUUUCAUCUAUACGCAUUAA